GGGAUAGCGCUCCUCUUUCACAUUCUUUCACUACUAAAAUACACUAUAGAUAAAUGAUAAUCGUUAUAAAAACAAGUUAUCACAACUUUUCCAGCUGUCACGUUUUCUGUCCUGCAAUACUAUGCAGAACUAGUAAACGUAAAAGUAAAUGUGAUAGAUAAAUAAGUGUGAUGUCUGCAACAUGACGGGGAGAAUAGUUAUAUGUACAACGCUUCUAUUCUUCUAAAUAAAAUAUUAUCACUACACAGUGUCCUGUUACCUUCCAAAACAAAAACAAACACCAGCACGUGCAUCGGCACGCCUUUGUUUUGUUUAAUUGCUUUGAGUUGGAACCUACCAAGGCACGGUGGAAAGGCUUUUUCUGCACGUCAUUUUUCUGCAUUCUGCAGGUCUUUCUAGCGAUCCAUUUUUGUCUAUUUACUUCCCACUAUAUUGAGGAAGAAAGGCAAAACUCGGAUCACAAGAAAGACAAACAAAACGGCGCAAAAAACACGUCGUUUAUAACAAGCCGCACCCUACAUCUGCUUGGAGCUCCGAACCUGCGCCCUCUGUUGUUAUCUCGUCGUCAUGGCGUGUGUCACGUGACCGGACCGGUUAGUCAGCCCAAGUUUCCCAGUAGGGUCGCUGUCUCCAGGUAUGGCAACCUUCUUUAAGGGUCAACACGAGGUAUAACGUUACUUAAAGACAAAAAGUAUAGUCUUACAGCCUUCUAGAUUGGCCGGACCAGCACAGGGGAACGUCACUGUCCGACCGAGGCCAAACAACGGCCAUGCUUCGCGUCAACUAGCCAAAGUUGUGGGACUUUCUUUCGUCUGCAGACUUAGCAAAGGACAUUAUAAAGGACUCCAAACAAAGGUAGAGCUGCCGCAGUAGCUAGGGGUUGAGACAGUAGAGUCGGGUCGUCGGUUAAGACUUCAGAAAAUCGGCGAAUGAGACGCAAGCCAUCUUGAGAGACGCUGUCACCGAACUUUGCAGAACGGACGAUCGCCUCAUCAAAGUAGACUAAAACGGAGACGGAAGAGGACUACCAUGUGAGAGUAACCUUGGUUGAGAGUGUUCCCACCUGUCACCAUGCCCGCAGCCGUCUCAGACUCCGUACGCUCCACUCCUGCACCACAGACAACAGCAUCCUUACACAGUAUGGCUUCCAUUCAGACAGUUGAUGCCUCCCAGGCUGGCCAUGCCCACUUCGAUGACAGUGUACUUCAGAAGAGCCAGCUCAGUAAGAAAUCUCGCAAACGGAGGUCCCAGGCCACGGCUAACUUGUACGGCACAAGAUAUGAUGUUGUACAUGCAGUUGUGGAGCAAGCUGGCAUGCAGGUUUCCAAGGAGGAUGACCCCAAAUGUUACCUGAUCUGGAGCGACAGUUUUGUGCAGAAUGAGAGAAUAGCCGAGCUGAAGUCAUACCAGAGGAUCAACCACUUCCCCGGGAUGGGGGAGAUCUGUCGCAAGGACUGUCUGGCAAGGAACAUCUGCAAAAUGAAUCGGAAGCGCCCAGAAGAAUACAACUUCACACCUCGUACCUGGAUCUUCCCAGCUGAAUACUCUACCUUCCAGACGUACACCAAGGAGCUUAGGAAGAGGAAGAAACAAAAGACUUUCAUCGUGAAGCCUGCCAACGGUGCAAUGGGAAAUGGGAUAUCCCUGUAUCGCAAUGGAGAAAAGAUACCCCAGAAUGAACACAUCAUUGUGCAAGAGUACAUGGACAAGCCCUUCCUGUUGGAUGGCUACAAGUUCGACCUACGUGUGUACGUGUUGGUGACCUCAUGCGACCCCCUGCGAGUGUUUCUGUACCAAGAUGGUCUCGUCAGGAUGGGGACGGAAAAGUACCAUGCACCCACAGAUGGCAAUAUUGAUGAGCUGUGCAUGCACCUGACCAACUACUCCGUCAACAAGCACAACGAGAACUUCCAGAAGGACGAAGACGUCAGCAAGGGGAGCAAACGGUCCAUCCGCUACCUGAACAACUUCCUCAGUAAGAACGGCUACGACGUGCCCCUGCUCUGGUUCAACAUCCAGAACCUCAUCAUGAAGACUUUGAUCGUAGCGGAGCCCCACAUACUUCACGCGUACCGGAUGUGUCGGGCGGGAAACCAGUCAACGAACGAGAGUGUUUGCUUCGAGGUGCUAGGCUUUGACAUCUUUCUGGACAAGAAACUCAAACCCUGGGUGUUCGAGGUGAAUCGUUCCCCUAGUUUUGGCACGGACGAGAAGAUUGACUAUGACAUCAAAAGUGGUCUCCUUGGAGACGCCAUCAAACUGAUGAAUAUCAGAGUAUCAGACAAAAGAAAAAGUAUCAGUGCGGAGAGGGCAGAAGCAGAGAGGCGACUCUUAGGGCCGACCAAGAGGCCAGAACACCACAGCAGUAAGGAGGACCGUGGAGACAGGCAGAGGAAAAUUGCUAUAGACAAGAGGAAAGAAGAGCUGAAACAUUACCUGAACAUGAUUCGCAUGGACCGUAAGCGUGAGGAUUACGAGAACAGACACAUGGGAGGCUUCCGGAGAAUCUUCCCCACAGAGAACAAGAGCCAACAGGCGCAGUGGACGCAGCUGUUGGACGAAGCCUUUCAGGUGUUCCUGUCAGGAAGGGCGCCAGCACUGCAGAAGGACAUGAGUCGAGCGUACAGUCAGUACAAGGAAGCAGAGAUCCUUGACAUGAUAGAGCAGUGUGAAGAAGACAGUGUCUCCCUGACGGCUCCUCUUGUCCCAAGAGGACCUAAGGUCGCACACACCAACUCAGCCAUGACAGGGGUCCGUGGUAGUGCAGGGGAAAUUAUAAGGGACAAAAGGGUUUUGAUGCUCAAGCGCUUGUCCUCCAUGCCGACAGCUGACAUGCCGCAGCCUUCAGGAGAGGACACGGAGGACACGGGUGACGAGGGAUUGUGGGAAAAGAACUCCCCGCCAACCUCCCCUACCUUCAGGAGGAGACAACUCUCUAACGGGCCUCCACAGAGGAGUCGUCCUACCUCAUCGUUUGCUCACAGAUUAUCGUCUGAAACUAGAGAACACAGGUCAACAGGCAGGCCCCUGUCAUCCACACAGCUGGGGAAGCAAUCUACGCCAUCUCCACCUGUCGUGAAGCGAACACGGUCGCUCACACGUCCGCUGUCAGCCACGAAAAGGAUCAUUGCCAACCACAGCAAGGACACCCAUAAUGUGAAGAGUGAACGAGAGGAGGAGCUGACCAAGCGUACCCUGGCAGCACUGACUGACAUGAGGAUCAAGUUUCCUGGGAAGACCGACGAAGAGGCAGACACGGUGCUGGAUGCAAUUGAGGGGAACUGGAAGUACCACAAGCCCAGAAUAGCCUCCUACUGGCUGGUGAAACUGGACUCCAUCAAGAGAAGGAAGGUGAUUGACAUUGUGCGGAUGAACAUCCGUGCUCUCCUGCAGCGCGUCUGGCACCUGAACGAUGUGGACAACCUGGCGCUGUACCGCAUCUUCUGCCGGGUCUUCAACCGCCUGCUGUGGAGCCACGGGCAGGGCCUCUGGAACUGCUUCUCCACUUCACAGUGCUCCUGGGAGACGAUCUUCAGUAAGAGUACGGACGUCAUCUCUCCCCUGGAGAUGAGCUGCUGUCGGCGGAUCGUCCAGCUGUGCAGACAGUGUCUCCUCAUCGUCUACCAGUUUGCUGCAGAGACCAAGAACGCUGUGGCACCGGAGCCCGUCAAAACAAGGACGUACCCAGGGAAUGAGCCCCCCAAGUACUCGACAUGGAACAACGGUAACGGUGCAAUAGCUCAGCGAAUGGGCCGAACUGGCUAUCCACUUGGGCAGGCACAGCAACCAUGACUGACCACCGUUUAGGUGGACCUGUGUAUUUUCUGGGCUCUUAGGCCCAGUUUACACGAGGCAAAAAAAAUGACUUGUCCUAAAAAUGUCAUAUGACAUGCGGCGCGUGUCCUAGCAUGCUUUUCGGCCUGUGUAGAAAUGUAAACGAUGCACUGCAGCAAGGUGUGGCACCUCUGGAGGACAUGUGUUGAAUGUCGUAGGACAUUUUCAGGACAAGUCAUUUUUUUUGCCUCAUGUGAACCAACCCUUAGAUUUGAUGAACAAAGACAGUUAGUGCCACACCAGCCUGUGUUGAUUACACCUUCUUCCCUUGAGGUCUGACCAGUGAAAGGGCUGCUACAAGCUAGAUUUAGUCAGGCUUAGUGUCGCACCUGUUGGAUGAUUCCUGUCUAUACAUGUAGUUCAAUUACUAGUAUAACAUGGUAACAAGUUUCAGUAGACUUGUAAAAAAAUAUCAAAUGUUAGAUAGUCAUGCAAAUUUCUUCUCAGGGCAUGUUUCAUGACACUUGUCCAUAUUAGCCAGUUUGACAUUGAUAAUGUAGAGUUGAUAUGUUGUACUAUGCAUUUAGAAACUUUAUAUAUGCAGUGUACAGAUAUGCUAUAUUUUAGUUGAGUUUGUAUUAAAUGUAAAAUAGAUAGAUUGAUCUAUUUUAUAUAAAGAUUAUCAGUUCUUGUUCAGGGAAUAACUUGAGAUUACCUAUUAUUACGUUGAUAAGAUUACCUGUUGUCAACUCCCAGCCAAGUGGAAGUUGCUAUUUCUACAUGUAUAGGUCUUCGCUUUCCAUACAGUAAACUUUGCCAAUUACAAAGUUGUAGGAAUGUCAGACUGUUUAUAAUUCUUUGGUAGUGUAACAAAUUUGGAAAGUAAAAUUCUCAAAUAGUUCAUACAAACACCUUGUGAUGUGCUAUAGCAAAACUAUCAUUGCAAAAACUCUUUGAUACCACUCCCCCUUUUAUGUGUUUUAGAUAUGUUUAUUAAUAGUGUGCAAAGAGCAAACAUGUCAAAACUAAAAAUUCUGAAAUUCCAUUUUUGAAAAGGAUGUCAUAGGACUUGGACAAUAUACAAUUGUGUGUAUAAAAAUCUGUAUUUUACAAUAUUGCAUAUAUACAAAUAUUGAUAUCUGAAUGCAAAACUUUCGGAGAAUGCUUUUUUUAUCAUUUUUUUUAUAUUAGGUAUGUCCCAAACCAGGAGAAAUCCUUUGGAUGUACAAUAGUGCACUUGACUGUCCAUUGUUAUGAGUUAUAUUGAAAAUAUAAUUUCUUUGUUUAAACUUUAGAUAGACAUGGUGUUUAAUGUGUUGACCAUCAAAUGGCCAGCCAGUAAAAACUAUGGGAUGACUGCAAUUUUUUAAUGAUCAGGAAUUAUUAAGUGCAUGGUUUGAAUUUAUUUCUGAUCUUUUUCAAAGCAUGUAAUGAUAUGUAACAUGUAACAAACUUGUGUCAUAAAUAUUUUAUUAAACAGUAUGAAAAGUUGA
Molecule: messenger RNA, 5267 nt
Organism: Branchiostoma floridae (Florida lancelet)
Lineage: Eukaryota; Metazoa; Chordata; Leptocardii; Amphioxiformes; Branchiostomatidae
Product: tubulin polyglutamylase TTLL7-like
Exons: 19
Coding region: 1072-3792 (906 amino acids)
Biological process (GO): protein polyglutamylation; microtubule cytoskeleton organization
Cellular component (GO): cilium
Molecular function (GO): tubulin-glutamic acid ligase activity; tubulin binding
Source: RefSeq, a predicted model, not a curated record